Molecule: messenger RNA, 769 nt
Organism: Nilaparvata lugens (brown planthopper)
Lineage: Eukaryota; Metazoa; Arthropoda; Insecta; Hemiptera; Delphacidae
Product: chromatin-remodeling complex ATPase chain Iswi-like
Exons: 5
Coding region: 179-769 (196 amino acids)
Biological process (GO): positive regulation of transcription by RNA polymerase II
Cellular component (GO): nucleus
Molecular function (GO): ATP binding; ATP-dependent chromatin remodeler activity; DNA binding
Source: RefSeq, a predicted model, not a curated record
UUUUAAUCAAUUUAUUAUUUUGUUUCAGAAUGAAUCAUCAGUGGAAUCGGAAUCUGCUCAGUCCGCUGAUCAACCUGGACAGUUGGGCAAGAUUGAAGACUUCGAUACUAAAAUUCAAACGGAUAGAGGCAAACGAUUCGACUAUCUGCUGAAGCAAACCGAAAUUUUCGCUCAUUUCAUGAACAACCCGACCAAAACUAAUCCAAGUCCUGUCAAGAAAGCCGGAAGACCGCGCAAAGAUAAGGAUCCCAAUGGCUCCAUGAAAUUGGCAGCAGCUGGCUCGUCAGAUCCUGGAGACCAUCGCCAUCGUAAAACCGAGCAGGAGGAAGAUGAAGAGUUGUUGGCUGAAACAAACACAACCAGAAAAACGAUCACACGUUUCGACAAUUCGCCGUUCUACAUAAAAAGCGGAACAAUGAGAGAUUACCAAGUGAGAGGUCUCAACUGGAUGAUCUCACUCUAUGAAAAUGGAAUUAACGGAAUUCUGGCCGAUGAAAUGGGUCUCGGAAAAACGCUGCAAACUAUAUCUCUAUUAGGGUACAUGAAGCACUACAGAAACAUUGAGGGCCCACAUAUGGUAAUAGUGCCGAAAUCCACCUUGGCCAACUGGAUGGGCGAAUUCAAAAAAUGGUGUCCAUCUUUGCGAUCGGUUUGCCUUAUUGGAGACCAAGAAUCACGAGUUGGCAGCUCAUGUAAUCCUCGCUGUGACUGUCCUUUAGACAAUCUUAAACAGUUUGAGUUCUUGAACAUUUUGAAGAUGAUAGAAUGA